Messenger RNA from Malania oleifera, 1587 nucleotides. RefSeq lists its product as uncharacterized. The coding region runs from base 131 to 1363 and encodes 410 amino acids. Lineage: Eukaryota; Viridiplantae; Streptophyta; Magnoliopsida; Santalales; Ximeniaceae. The transcript has a single exon. The record is from RefSeq and is a predicted model, not a curated record.
GUCCUCCAACACUCUCACAAAAAGCACUCUUUAACGUCUUCCCCACUCUCUCUGUCUCAACCUCCCUUUCUCUCGCGCUCUCUGGGGUCAGGCCAUUUCCGGCGUCGGCUUGAGCGAGAAGAAGGGCGUCAUGGUCGACGUGGACCGGAGAAUGACCGGUCUCAACCCGGCUCACAUAGCCGGCCUCCGCCGGCUCUCUGCCAGAGCGGCGGUUCCAUCCGGCCCCAGUACGCCUCAUCCGGUCCGAAACGGUCUUCUCUCCUACGCUUCUCUCGCCGAAAAAGUCAUCACCCACCUCCGCGACUCGGGCAUACAGGUUCAACUCGGCUUGUCCGACGCCGAGUUCGCUCGCGCAGAGGCCGAGUUCGGCUUUGCAUUCCCUCCCGACCUUCGAGCCGUUCUCUCCGCCGGCUUGCCCGUCGGUCCUGGGUUUCCCGAUUGGCGAGCCGCCGGCGCUCGCCUGCAUAUGCGGGCCUCUCUCGACCUUCCGAUCGCGGCGAUUUCGUUCCAAAUAGCUCGUAAUGCUCUCUGGUCCAAAUCGUGGGGUCCUAGACCCUCCGACCCGGAAAAGGCCUUGCGGAUCGCGAGAAAUGCUCUGAAACGAGCUCCCCUUUUGAUCCCUAUUUUCAGUCAUUGCUACAUUCCUUGUAACCCUUCGUUAGCCGGAAAUCCUAUUUUCUUCGUGGACGAGAAUCGCAUAUUUUGUUGCGGGUCGGAUCUAUCCAAUUUCUUCGAACGCGAGUCCCUGUUCCAGAGCUCCGACCCUCAGGUUCUCAAAAAGCAACGAUCCGUGAGCGAGAAAUUCGCCGGGUCGUCCUCGAACUUCUCCAGGAGAAGCUUAGAUGCCGGCGGCGCGUCCGGGGGGAGGACGCCGAGAUGGGUGGAGUUUUGGAGCGACGCCGCCGUGGACCGCCGGCGGAGGAACUCGUCCUCUUCGUCGUCGACGUCGACCUCAACAUCAACAUCAACCUCAACAUCGUCGUCGUCGCCGGAGAGGUUUUUCGACAUGCCCAGGUCUGAACUCCCGAAGUGGGUAGAGGAGUACAUCGAGCAGAUCGGGUCCGUUCUGAGGGAAGGCGGGUGGUCGGAAUCGGACGUCGCGGAGAUUGUCCACGUGUCAGCAUCCGGAUUCUUCGAGGGGGAGAUGGUUUUGCUGGACAACCAAGCGGUUCUGGAUGCUCUCCUGUUGAAGGCGGACCGGUUUUCGGACUCGCUCCGAAAAGCCGGGUGGAGCUCAGAAGAGGUGUCGGAUGCACUGGGGUUUGAUUUCCGACCGGAGAAGGAGCGGAAGCCGGUUAAGAAACUUUCGCCGGAGCUCGUGCAAAGAAUCGGAAAACUGGCUGAGUCGGUAUCCCGGUCCUAAAACCGGUAUCCACAAUAUUUUUCCUUUAUGUUUUUGCUUUUUUUUUUUUUCCUCUUCUGUUCCUUUGGGUAAAAAAAAAAAAAGAAGUAUUGGGGGCAACGCGUUGUACCGCAAAGAAAGAGUAUAAAAGGCAAAAUAGUUUUGAAAAGCAUGAUUUUUAUUGUAAUUAAUUUUUUGUUGUUAAAUAAAAUAAAUAAAUAAAUAAAUAGUUAAAUUAUAUUUAA